AUAUCUGAUAUGCAACCCCAAAGGGGUCCUGACCCCCAGGUCGAGAACCACUGCUUUGGAGUGGUUUUGGCUCCUGGCUGGGAAGUCUCAGCCCACAUGAGGCAGAGCGCCACAGCAACAGGACUGUUGAUUCAGUGAAGCUGCUUUCCUUGUGGGAGCCGGAAAGCAGAGAGAGGGUAGCAGGGAGGGCCCAGGCGCACACUGCCCUUCAGGGAACAGUCCCAAUGGUCCGUUUCCUCCAGCAAGGCCUCACCUCAGGGAGCUUCCAUCUCCCCUCCAGCCGGAGACCAAGCCUGCAUUCACCUCAGGGCUCUGUUGGAGGGGGCAUUUCAUUUUGAAGUCCUAACAGCGGGGUAUUCGCUUCAUGGCUUGGAAGUCAAAAGGAAGAGGAAGUGGGUCUCAUGAUUUCUUCUGACGACCCAUGAGUGACUAGAAGGCUUCCCAUGAGGCCUCACUUUGGGUCCCAGUGCCUCCUCCUAGCAGCAGGAUGCUCGGGACCUUUAAGGGAAAGGGAUACCAGAUCCAAACCAAACACAUCUUUUGUGCAUUUUUAAAAAUUGAGUUAGUUUUUGCUGUUUUCCUUCUGAUUUGGGGCAUUAGUCACAUAACAAAGAAUACAUUUUCUUCAUCCCUCCAUUGCUGUUAAAAUGUCUUAUUUAGCGCUGUCCUUCUAGGGCAGGUGAUGGGAACAUGAAACUGCCCUCUUAGGCUCUCUGCUGUGUACACUUUGGAGAAUUUGAUGUAAUCCCUGUAGACACCUACACUUCCAGGCUGUGUUCUGGUCUGUGGUGGGUGGCCAAAGUUGUCGUUUCUAGGGCAUGGAUGAGAGCUGGAAUUUCCUGUAGUCACAAGGACAUCCUCCCUCUCCCUCACCCUCCCCUCUUCCUUACUCCUCUCUCUCUUUUAUGGAUCUUAGGUUUAACUUUUAAGAUUAAGCUUGACAGAAGAGUCAAGGCUUAAGACCACAUUGAAGGUAGUGUCUUUUUCUGGUGGGUUUUUACAGAACUUUGACUUGUUAAUUUUGAAGAUACUCAAACAUGUGCCUUGCUGAUGAUGGUGCACUUGAAGUGUUAAGGAAGUCAGUGUGAAGAUGACCGGAAACUGCUGAGUGUCUUCUGAAUGUUCUACCUCCGCUUUUCUCCUCUGAUGGCAUAAUCCCUUAAGAAACAUUUGGGGUCCUGAUCUGAAAGAUUGUGUCCUGACCAGAAACCCGUUGGUCCUGUAGUGGGGAGGCUUGUGAUGUGCAAAGAGAGAGGGUGGCCAUCUGAUUUCUUCUGGCCAUGGUGGGUGUGUCCAGGGUUCCUUCUCCACUGCCCGGAAGCCUAGCCUCUCCUCUCUCCUCCCCUCCCCUUCCCUCCCUUUCCCUCCCCUCCUCCUCUCCUCCCCUUCUGUCCUCUGUCUGUUUCCUCCUGUCUCUCUGUCAUUUCCUGAAAGUAACAUCAUAGUGACACUUCAGAGCUGAAGUCCACAAAGCUGUUGCUUGGCCUCCAUGGAACCCUCUCUAGGCUGGAUCUCCAUCUCCAGACGUCACUUGUUGUCACAUCCUGGGACACAAGAUGGCAGAUGAUCAGAACUGUGAUCAGCUUCCUGCGGAGCUGGAAGAAGUGGAUUCUUCAAGUGAAGAUGGAGUUGAUGCGAAGCCAGACCGCUCCUCCAUUAUCUCAUCAGUUCUCUGGAAAAAGAAGAGAAAUGCCUCUACACGCCCAGUCAAGACCACCCGGGACCGAGUGCCCACAUACCUGUAUAACAUGGAUUUCGAGAAGAUGGGAAAAUGUAUCAUCAUAAACAACAAGAACUUUGACAAAGUGACAGGUAUGGACGUCCGGAAUGGGACAGACAAAGAUGCCGAGGCCCUCUUCAAGUGCUUCCGAAGCCUGGGUUUUGACGUGGUUGUCUACAAUGACUGCUCAUGUGCAAAGAUGCAAGACCUGCUUAGACAAGCCUCCCAGGAGGACCACAGCAACUCAGCCUGCUUCGCCUGCGUCCUGCUGAGCCACGGAGAGGAGAAUCUAAUCUACGGGAAAGAUGGUGUGACGCCGAUAAAGGAUCUGACGGCUCACUUUAGGGGGGAUCGAUGCAAAACCCUGUUAGAGAAACCCAAACUGUUCUUCAUUCAGGCUUGCCGAGGGACGGAGCUGGAUGACGGGAUCCAGGCCGACUCCGGGCCUAUCAACGACACCGACACCGAUGCUAAUCCCCGGUACAAGAUCCCGGUGGAAGCUGACUUUCUCUUCGCUUACUCCACAGUUCCAGGCUAUUACUCAUGGAGGAACCCAGGAAAAGGCUCCUGGUUUGUGCAGGCUCUCUGCUCCAUCCUGAACGAGCAUGGCAAAGACCUGGAGAUCAUGCAGAUCCUGACCAGGGUGAAUGACAGGGUGGCCAGGCACUUCGAGUCCCAGUCUGAAGAUGCCCGCUUCAAUGAGAAGAAGCAGAUCCCUUGCAUGGUCUCCAUGCUCACCAAAGAGCUCUACUUCGGCCGAUGACCGUCCCUUCCAGCUGAGAACCUGCAGUCACUCAUUGAUGAGUCCAAUUGUUAUGUUUAUCAUUUUGAUGCUCUCAAAAUAUCCAGAAAUGUUAAAUUAAGAGAUUUUAUUUUAAGGAAGUAUAUUGAUUCAGCAGGAAGGAAGUUUCCUGGUAAUGUCUGAUAUUCUGGGUUUCUAGACUUCUUUUUUUUUUUUAAAUAAUUUUGUAAUUUUGUUCAUUGAUGACUUUAUAUUUUCCUUUUAAGGUUAAUUUCCUGUUCAUAUUUCUUUUACCUGGUCAUCACAUUGAGUGCAGGCUAUGAAAAUGACCUCUGAACAAGACUCAUUGGUGGUGGCAUUAAUGGAAAAUCAAAGUCUUAGUUGAACUAGGCAAAGAGGAUUCCAGUUCUUGACAAACAAAUACAGCUGAGACGCUCGUUGGCCUCUCCUGGAAAGGUGGCUGUUGUGUAGAGGAGUGGCUGUUUUCAUUGACUUAGGACAGAUUCAUUUGCAGGCCUUCCCAGGGAAGUGAGAAAACAGUGAGUAUUCUAGUACGCAGGACCUAAUCCAGAAAACAGGCCCUUCUAAGGUGCUUCAGUGGAGAAGCGUCAAUACAGGGAACUCACUUACGCGGGUAAUUAAGGAAAAGAGCCGAGCAGUAGAAAUCUGUUACCUCCUGUGUGACUGGGAGGCUGUGAGAGUAGGUUGGUUCCCUGUUCAUCAGUAAGUACUGUGGUAGCACUGCCUCCUCGGAGCAGAGACCAUGGAGGGUUGUGGUAAAUGGAGCCCAGCCAAGGACAAAGCCACUGUCCGAGAUGGAAACCAAGCCAGAGCUGAGUCAGACACCAAGACAUCCCCAGGCCUCUUCUCAUGUUCUUCACCAGCACAUCACCAGUCCAAGGUCCCUGGAAGCCUCUAGUGAGGCCCCUGAGAUGCCCUGCGCUACAGAGCAGAGCAGGGCCUAUUGAGCCAGGGAGUGGGGCUGUGAGCUUGGCCCAUAAUGUGAACUUAAAUAACUAAGUCUCUUGUAGGCAGCUGUUCAUCUGUUCACUGGUUUGUCAGAUCAUCCACACAGGUGCUAAAAAACAAUGUUUCCACCUCAUGUGCCAAGUAAUGUUUCUGUAUUUCAAAUAUAUCUGGAAUUCUUUCAGUUAUUCCAAGAUUUUUUUUCUGAAUAAUUUUUUGUUACCUCUGAUUCUACGAAGCUUAGGGCAAAAGUCUUAGCACUUUCUUUUCAAGGUGUUUUCUUUGGAAUUUGUUAGGCAUUCCUAUUUUUUCCACCUAAUAAGUGGUUAACAAAUGUUCCUAUUUAUUGAUUAAAAUGUGGUUUAGUAACUCCUAACUGGCCCGGGCUGCUUUCUUCUUGAAGUUAUUUAGUGCAAUGAGAAAUUAGAAAACACAAAAAAAGAAGAAGGAAUUAGGAAACAGAAUGAGAAUGAUCCUGCUGACCUGGUCUCCAUACAAAGUACAAACAUUAUUUAUUUGGAAGCUAGAGCACAGUAAGUAUAUGAUCACUUAGAGGACAAAAUGUUUCAUAAAAGGGUUAACUGUAAAGCAGUCCAAACAGGGCAACCUCCUAGAAAAAAAAAAAAAUCACCAUUAUAAAAGUAGACUUCCCACAAAGAAAAUCAUUUAAGACCAGUUUGUUAGACUUGCCCCUGGUCCCUGUCAUCAAAACUACACCAGAUGGUCCCAGUUUAAGUAGAGACCAUGACUCAAGCAGCUGCCCUCCGGCUACCAGAAUCCACAGGCUGUUGUAAGCAGUGGCGGGCUAGUGUAGAAAUCAAGACGCCCAAGCAUGUAGGACUUGGGGUAAAAGCCCUAUUGGCCAGGGUACGUUAUAAGUUCCGCCAAAGGGGAAGAAGUGAUCCUAAGGGCUCGGCUUCAUUUAUUUAUUUAUUUUAAUGGACCAAAACCUUCUCUCUACAAAUUACUAAAAUACAAGCUUGUUUCUAAAAUGAAAUUAUGCACCUGUGGUUGUAUUCAUAAGUAUGCGAAAUAACAGAACUGGGCCAGUGCUCUCACAAGUGGAGACAGUCCUGAUCCCCAUGUUCCAUUCCGCUUCACAACUACCAGGUUUGCUUCUCUUGUACCUUAGUCUGUAUCCAGAUUCUCUGCAUCUGAUUGGCUCUCUGGAUUCUAUUCCAUUUUCUGUGUGACAUUCUCCAUAUGCGCAUAAAUGACGUUGAUUUGGCGGCUGCUUUGGGCUUCUUCAUGUCCACUGUUAGCACAGACUUUUCCCUUCUCACUGCAGAGACAUCUCUUGGGUCUUCGAAACAGCUAGAGUUCAUUUAUUUUUAAUUUUCCAAGUGUUGUGGUUUGAAUGAAAAAACGGCCCCAGAGAUUUCAUGUAUUUAAACCCGUGGUCCCUGGUUGGUGCUGAUGGGGAGGUUCUGGAACCUUUAGCAGGCAGAGUCUUGCUAAAAGAAGUGUGCCCUUGGGAGCCAUUUUUGGGGGUCUGUAGCUUGCUCACUUUCCCCCCACCCAAACCAGAAGGUAAAGUGUACCCUUUCUUCCUUAAGUGGCUUUUGGUCAUGGCUAUUUUAUCACAGCAAGAGAAAAGUGACCCCUGUGUGUAUAGGUUGCAAACAGUGGGUAUUACAAGCUGUGAGCACCUAGCAUCCAAAAUGUUCUGAAAUGGUUUCGUGUGCUCAGAUAGUCUCAGAUGUGAGAUACUUUGGAUUAAGGAUACCAACCAAUAAAAUCUAUCUAAAUAAUCCCAGAGCUAAAAUUCUGAAAUCUGGAACACUUGAAGUUCCAGGCAUUUUGCUCAGGGAUUUGCAGACCAUACUUGAUAUUCCUUAAACCCUAUUAGGGAAGCGUCUUCAUUCUUGGGCACUCACAGAGACAGUUUGCUUAUCCAGAUCAGAGAUCCUCUUCCACGUGAGCCCGAGUUCAUUCAUAGCUCUGUGGCUACACUUUUCCUAUUAGUGUGUGAGUUGUACACAUGCCAUGAUGUGCAUGUGGCUGCCAGAGGGCAGCUCUGUGGGGUCCAUUCUCUCCAUCCACCUUUCUCUGGGGUCCAAGGAUCAAGCUCCGGUUGCCAGGCUCCUCCAGCAAACAUCUUUACCUGCUUGUUCUUAUCCUUUUAUAUUCUGACCAGCAGAUGCAAGCGGCUGGGAGGUAACAGAAUCCAGUGCUGUGAGUACUCCUUCCCAGUUCUUGUUGGUACCCAGAGCCCAGGCUUUCCUUGCAGGAGUAUCAGAGCGAGCACUGUCUUCAUCACAUGAGUCUGGCUGUGGUAUUAUGAGGGAGGCAGUUCUGUGUGGUGUCCGUGGGCAUCAAUGCAUGCAGAUCUGGAUUCCUGCCUGUUCUUCCUCGGGGUGCCACCAGCCUAUUUAAGCAGUUGGCUAUUUAUAUAUUCACAGAUUGUCCUCAGCUCUAUUCCUGAGCACAUUUCUGUAAACCAUCAUAAUCCCAUUAUGUUUAUGAAUUGCUUAAAACAGAUUUCAAGAUAAAGUGGUGGGAUUUGUUGUACAUGUGUCAUUUAAAACCUCAGGCGGAUGAAGUCCUCUGUGAGAAGGAUGUGGCAUUUCCUGAAAGGUCACAGGCUCUGACUGACCUUUAGUCUGCUCUUGCAGCUCAUCACUUGUUACAUUUCACUGGCAGGUUCUCUGAUGACCAAGGGUUGCCUGUUGGUAUCCUGGGUGCAUACCCUUCCCGCCAGUGUUUCAUCUUUUGGGACCUUUCCCAAAAACCAGUGGGUUAGGUGAGCAGCUGUGGUGGUCAUCACUUUACAGCAGCAGUUGUCUUUGUUGCCAUGGCUGUAAGUAUCCAUGGGAACUAGUUCCAGGACCUACAUCCAGGAUACCAAGAUCUGUGGAUGCUCACAUUCCAUCAAGUGACAUUGUAUUUGCACAUAAGCCUGUGCAUAUCCCCCCCAUAUAUUUUUAUUUCUCUAUAUUUGUAUAUUUGUGCAUGUUUGUGUAUGUAUGGGUGCCCAUGUGUGGGCAAGUGUGACACAGGCCCAGGACUGUCAGCUCAAGUCUUCCUCUAUCACAGAGGCAGGGUUUCUCAGCUGAACCUGGAGCUUACUGUGUAGUUUAGUAGACUAGCUAGCCAGCCUUCCAGGCAGUAAAGUCACAGACAGGCUGUCAUCCCGCACAGCAUUUACUUGGAUGCUGGGAAUCUGAACUCCAAGCAUGCUUGUGGACAAGGGGCUAUACCUGCUGAGCCAUCUGCCUGUCUCCUCCUAUGUAUUUUAAGUCAUCUCUAGAUUACUUAUAACAUGAUACAAUGUGAAUGCUGUUCGGAUGGCAUACUACUAUAUUAUGUUGGGGAAGGAUGAGAGAAACCAUCUGCUCAUGUCUGGUACAGAUGCAACUUUAUCAGAUAUGUUUGAUCUUUGGUUGGUUGGAUCUGCAAAUGCAGAAGUGGAAAGGACUGGCUGAAGAGAGCCAGGAGAGCAAAGAGCAGUGUCCCAGCAUCUCAGGGAUACUUUCAAGAUUAUCUCACCUUCAACAAGAGUUUGGAUUUAGAUCUAUGUGCUCAUCAGCUUGAAAGAUCACAUAGUUGUUUGCCUCGACACUGAAACAUGAGCCUCCAGCGAUAAUCUUCACUGGCAGCCUAACUGGAUUUGGGAUUGUCCCGUGGACUUAGAGGAACAAAGGAGCAGGCUGGCUGAGUAACAAUGUUCCUCUCUCUCUUUCUGACUGCUGAUGUGAUGUACGAGCCAUCCCAGACCCCUGUCUCCAUGCUUUCCCUGUCACGAUAGACUGUGUACCCUCAAAUUGUGAGCUAAAAUAAAUCCUGUUGUUUAA
Molecule: messenger RNA, 7222 nt
Organism: Peromyscus leucopus (white-footed mouse)
Lineage: Eukaryota; Metazoa; Chordata; Mammalia; Rodentia; Cricetidae
Gene: Casp7
Product: caspase 7
Exons: 7
Coding region: 1557-2483 (308 amino acids)
Biological process (GO): proteolysis; apoptotic process
Cellular component (GO): cytoplasm
Source: RefSeq, a predicted model, not a curated record